This is a messenger RNA of Anopheles cruzii, 1358 nucleotides long. RefSeq names its product SPRY domain-containing protein 7. The transcript has 2 exons. The coding region runs from base 115 to 837 and encodes 240 amino acids. Gene Ontology annotation, molecular function: protein binding. Lineage: Eukaryota; Metazoa; Arthropoda; Insecta; Diptera; Culicidae. The record is from RefSeq and is a predicted model, not a curated record.
GGUCGGUGCAGCUGUUUUUCUAAGGAGAAAGAUUAGGAUAGUACGCGCGCAGUUUAGACUGACGAGUUCUCAGUUCCUUCUAGCUUCGUAGCAGCGAAUCUAGUAAACGGUGCAAUGUUUUGCUGUCUCAAAAACUGCCUCAACGGAGUGUUGCCAGCGCAAGCAGUUCACAUCAAGAAAUCUUCCAAUCCGGUCCAGCUGGACACGGCACACAUGGGCCACGAAGUGGUGAUAAUAAAGAACGGCUUGCGAGCGUGCGGAACCGGUGGCGUUUUGGCGAAUGCACCGCUCGUGCAAUCGAAAUCAUACUUCGAGGUCAAGCUCCAGCAGUCCGGCCACUGGUCGGUCGGUCUCGCGACACCAAAUGCCGACCUCAAUCAGAAUGUCGGCGGACAGGAUAAGGACUCGUGGUGCCUAACCUCCAACCACCUGGUGCUUCACGGCGGGGACAUUAUGCACCGGUUAGUCGACAGCAGCCCGACGCCGACCGAUACGACCGGCGCCGUCGACCCAUCGGCGAGUGAUCGGUCGGUCGAACUGAUGACACCCGCUUCGGCCCCAGUUUUUCCUGCACCCUCAUCACUAGGCACCGGCCCCGGCCACGGCAGCGGUGUGCCGCAGGAAGGGGACACGAUAGGUGUGGCGUACGAUCACGUGGAGCUCAAUUUCUACCUAAACGGGCGCAAUCUGAACGUACCGGUGCUAAACGUCCGAGGUGCCGUCCAUCCCUGCCUCUUUGUCGAUGACGGUGCGAUCCUCGAUAUUGUGCUGGAAAACUUUUCCUACGGACCACCGGCCGGUUUCGAGCGGAUCUUGAUCGAACAGUCGUUGCUUUGAGUUGUCACUCCAGCAGCCGUCGUUGCUGCCGAAGUUGGCCCAACUUUCCCUUCUCUCUUUCUCUCUUUCUCUACUCUGAGGUUCUGUUUUAUUUCAUUUUCUCUUGUUAACAAUUGUUUUCGCGUUUUGUUGUUGCUAGGGUACACAAUUGGAUGAUGCAAUGUUAAAUAGUCUGCGCGGAACGAGCCGAAGGACCACUGGGAAACUUGCUUCCUAACCGAAUGUCUUUCACAGAAAGAAGCCUACUACAACCGAAAGAAACGCUCUAGCUACCUAUCUUUAUCCUUAAUCACUAUAUCGCCUCUGCCUCAAACGAACCCCCGUCCCGGGUGAAUGUUAUGGGACGACAGAAAUCGGAAGAAAUACGUUACUCUAACAUUCCUCUGGCCGCGACGUGGUAACAGAACACGAGAAGAACCUCCCAUCCUCAUGUACCCCAAAAACCCAAAGGCUUUGUACUGACCGUGUAGGUAUAUUAUUAUUAACAAGAAACGAUGGUCUAAUCCGAGAAAGAGAACAAA